AAUGCCUGAUUUAUUUAUAGAAUUGCGAAGUUGUCGACCCGAACCGGAAACCGUAUCCGUAAACCCAUACCCAUAUAUCCGAAUUGGUCACAUCCAUAAUACUGUACAGUUUUCCCUCCAAUACUGAAUAGUCAAAAAUGGAGCUGGAGCCCUGGGAAGCUUUAGAUCUCGACGAUUCCGACCUUCCUUCUCUCCUCCGCCCCUGCAAACGACGACGUUCCUCCUCUCCUGCCGCCUCCGACAACCCUCCUUUGCAGCCAGCGCUCGAGCAACUACCAGCUUCCUCCUCGCGCCGCCCCGCUAUUCCCGGCCCCGCCGGAGCUGUCCACGCCGCGAUGCUCCGCAAAAAUCACGACCGCGAGAAUCACAAUGUCUCCGACCAUGAUAAUGGUAACGACGGCCUACUUUCUACCCAAGACUACAUACGGAAGGCCAUGGACGAUACUGCGGAAUUCGAUGAUGACUUCUCUCGCCAUCCUUGGCUUUCUGCCCUCCAGUUUCUCGGUACUGCAGAUGGUCUGAUUCCGAGCACACCUAUCAGCUCUAUCAAGAAAUGUUUCAAUGGCGACAAGGUUGAUCAGGUUGUAGCUGUUGUCAAGUCAUGCACUCCUAAUGGUCUUGGGGGUUUGUUAGUUUCAUUGAAGGACCCAACUGGUACAAUUGGUGCUAGUAUUCACCACAAGGUCCUCUCCCAAACUGAGUUUGGCAAGGAGUUAACUACUGGUGCAGUUCUAAUACUUCAGAAGGUUGCCAUCUUUGCCCCUGUGAGGUCAGCACGUUAUCUCAAUGUAACAACGAGGAAUUUAGUGAAGGUAUUCUGCCGAAACAAGGGAUCCACUUCAGAACUUCAUAAAUCUGUUCAGCCAGUCCAGUACGCUGAUCCUGAUAUCGAAUCUAGUCGAAAAGCCAGAGCUGUGGAGAAGGUGUCCUCCAUGCAAAAGGUGGUACGCGAAGACACUGAGAUGAGACACUGCACAAGAACUGAGGAUUCCCAAAAUGAUAAUGUAAUCCAGAAGCAGAACAUUUUUGCUGGAAGCAGUCAAUCCAAUAACAGAGACAGCUCAAACGUAACUGCAGCCGAGAGAGGAGGGUACAUUAAUCUAAGCCAGCACACUAGGAUUGCUGAAGACGAACAGGAGACUGUUAACGGCACCAAAAGAGGCACAAAGGGAGGUAACUUGGAAGGUAGCCUCCUCAAGGACACUGAUAAUAUGGCCAGCCCUGUUGCAGAAACUACAGGUGAGAAAGGUCGAGAGACCAAUCCAGUGCAAAUGCAAAGGCAGCCUCUAAUGUCGACAGCCACUCUGCCACAGUGGACAGACGAACAGUUGGAUGAACUUUUCGCUGGCGAUGAGGAUGAUGGCUCUUUAUUCUAACAAGGAAUAAGGUUUGCAAAAGGUUUUUUUGUCGAAUACUACAAGACAUUACCAAUCUUGACAUCUUGAAGCUGCCAAGAUUCAAUGGAGAAAAAGAAUCAUAGACAUCCAAUGAUGAAUAUCAGAGAAGUAUCUUGAUCCACAUGCUUGCUUAGGCCAGUAGGAUUACUGCCACUGUAUAGCCUAAACAUAGGAAUUGAAGGAAUUUAACAAAUGAAACUAUCAUGCUUCCUUAGCACACAUAUAUAGAAGGAAAGAAACGACAGCAAUUUUUUUUGUUUACUAUGUAUGUUUGCUGCUUCAUUCUUUAAUAUUAGUCGAAUGUUUUAAACUGCCAA
Messenger RNA from Salvia miltiorrhiza (redroot sage), 1714 nucleotides. RefSeq lists its product as uncharacterized. Lineage: Eukaryota; Viridiplantae; Streptophyta; Magnoliopsida; Lamiales; Lamiaceae. Gene Ontology annotation, biological process: recombinational repair. The coding region runs from base 138 to 1376 and encodes 412 amino acids. The transcript is spliced from 7 exons. The record is from RefSeq and is a predicted model, not a curated record.